Messenger RNA from Enterobius vermicularis (human pinworm), 846 nucleotides. The record is from the annotation of a GenBank genome assembly. Lineage: Eukaryota; Metazoa; Nematoda; Chromadorea; Rhabditida; Oxyuridae.
AUGAUGCUUAGUCAGGACGAGGUUUUUGGGUCUUGUGUAUCACCAAGUUCGGUUAUGAAGGGAGAUCCGUUUCUGGCCGAUAUAAGUUCGUCACCAGAUAUCGACGACGCUUUUUUAGCUUCGUUUGAAAAUGACGAAAGGGACUGGUUGAAAGACGAUUUUCCAUUAAAUAAUGGUGAGUUGUACACUGAAGUUGAGACACGCAUCAGUGGUCCUUUUUACAACUGUGGUUGUUUUUCGAGUGAAUCUUAUGUGGAACUCUCUGCAGGUAUUAAACAGACAUUACCUGGUGAUGAGAUCGGUCUGACAUCUAAUUCACUUACAACAGGGAUUAACCACUUGGAAGAAAAACCUUUUAAUUGUAACGAGCUGUGCUCACUCGAUCUGCCAAAGGAUGUAGUGAAUAACUCACGUGUUUCUACAACACCGUCGAAGCAGGACAGUAAACGAAAUUUCACGUUUGAUCCUGGAAGACCUAUUAAGAAGUUUGACCUUAGUGAGGAAAUCAAGAAAUUCAACUCUAUUCGAGACAUCAAGAAGGAGCUUAGCCCAGGCCCUCCUCCUGCAAAACAGGCGAAACGUGGGCGUCCAAUGAAAAUUACGAGCCGUUCGAAGCAGGCGCUUUACGCCCGAGCAUAUCGUUACAAGAACAAAAUGGCAUUGUGGAGUUAUGAGAAGAUGGUUGCUGAGCAGAAUGAAGAGAUUAAAGAACUUGUGAAACAGAAUAAGGAGAUGAGUGAGAGGUUGGCGAUCAUGACACGUCAAUUUGCGCAGAUGAAGCGACUUAUAGCUGCAUAUCCUUCUAUAGCAGCAAAAUUUCAAGAGUUGACUGAUAGUGCGGUUUAG